Molecule: messenger RNA, 636 nt
Organism: Quercus lobata
Lineage: Eukaryota; Viridiplantae; Streptophyta; Magnoliopsida; Fagales; Fagaceae
Product: L-arabinokinase-like
Exons: 7
Coding region: 1-621 (206 amino acids)
Source: RefSeq, a predicted model, not a curated record
AUGGUGGCUGGAUCUCACUAUCGAUCAGUCCUUCAGCAGGGUAUUUAUUCUAGUUGGUAUUUGAAUAUUCCUUUUCAUUUUUUAGUUCCUGCAUUUCGUGGUGUUAUUGAUGUACCCCUUGUCGUGAGGAGAUUACACAAAUCUAGAGAAGAGGUGAGGAAAGAUCUUGGAGUUCCGGAUGAUGUGAAGCUAGUAAUUUUUAAUUUUGGUGGGCAACCAGCUGGUUGGAAGUUGAAGGAGGAGUACUUACCUGCUGGUUGGUUGUGCCUGGUUUGUGGGGCUUCAGACAAUCAGGAGCUUCCCCCUAAUUUCAUAAAGCUUGCAAAAGAUGUUUAUACACCUGACCUAAUAGCAGCUUUAGAUUGCAUGCUCGGAAAGAUUGGAUAUGGCACAGUCAGUGAAGCCAUGGCAUACAAGUUGCCAUUUAUCUUCAUACGCCGAGAUUAUUUUAAUGAAGAACCAUAUUUGAGAGAAAUGCUUGAGUAUUACCAACGUGGUGUGGAGAUGGCCAGAAGAGAUAUGCUCAGUGGAUGUUGGAUACCCUACCUUGAAUGUGCUGUUAACUUGAAAUCGUGCUAUGAGGGAGGUACCAAUGGUGGUGAGGUAUUCAAGUUUUUUUAAUCCAAUUUUGUACCU